Molecule: messenger RNA, 1012 nt
Organism: Pelagomonas calceolata
Lineage: Eukaryota; Pelagophyceae; Pelagomonadales; Pelagomonadaceae
Source: the annotation of a GenBank genome assembly
CUCCUGGUUCGGGCGUGGUGCGUAUAACUCGGCGUAGCUGUCGUUACACUUGCCAUUGGAAUUGCACAAUCAGAGCAUUACCUGUCGCGCACCAGCAAGACAAUAAAUUUUUGAACCAAUUGGCUUGACAACAGCUCUCAGAGCCUGUGUCAGCCUGCACCUUUGAGACCAGCUGAGUGACGCCUCUUGCCCGCUCUACUCGUGAUGAUGCCUCUCAGCGUAGUUGCCGCCCUGCUGGGCGCGUCCUGCAGCGCAUUUGCACCGAAACCGCUGCGCGGCACGCCACGCCGCAACGCGAAACGCCAGUCGUUGCAAAUGAAUGUCAUCACCGACCGGCCCGCAAGAGCCGCCCUCGCCGCCGCCUACGUCGGCUUCGCGGGCGCCAUCGCGACGUUUCCCGGCGAGUUCAACAACCCGGCCGACAUCCAGCUCAUCCAGGAUGCAUUGAACGACCCGACGUCCAUGAAUCCCGUGUUCUUCUUCGUUUUUAAUUCCCUAGGACUGAUCCCGGCGGUGAACGCGGCCGUGCUGCUGCCCGGCGCGAAGGACCAGCGGCCCCUCCCCGCGGCGCCGUUCGUCGCCUCCAGUUUCUUCGCUGGCUACGGUGGCGUCGGGCCGUAUAUGAUUCUGCGCGAGCCGCGCUUCGGACCUAUCAAACGAUCGGAGCUGGGCUUCUUCCCCCGCGUCGUGACCGAGUCGAAGCUGUUCGGCGCGGGUUUGGUUGCGGGCGCCGUCGGCCUCUACGGCGGGCUGCUCACGCAGCUCUCGGGCGGUGCACUUUCAGAUUAUAUCGAUCUGGCGGCGUCGUCGAAGCUCGUGUCCGUGAGCAGCGUCGACUUCCUCAUCCUGUCGCUCUUCGCCUUCGAGCCGAUCAAGGAGGACAUGAGCCGGAGGGGCUGGUGGGGCUGCUAUGGCGAGAACAAUGUGGGGCGCCUCGCGGCCUUCUGCUUCCCGGUGCUCGGGCCCGCGGCUUACGUGUUGUUGAGACCAGCGCUCAAAGACUAAGCACAAC